This is a messenger RNA of Closterium sp. NIES-65, 3168 nucleotides long. Lineage: Eukaryota; Viridiplantae; Streptophyta; Zygnematophyceae; Desmidiales; Closteriaceae. The record is from the annotation of a GenBank genome assembly.
AUGCGACCUCCAUCGAACUCAUUCGUCGGUGCCGAAUGCCCCAUCCAUGAGCACUUGAUCCAUUGCCUCUCCUUCGCUCCCCUCCUCUCCCGCUUCCUAUCCCUCGACCCCCUCGCCCCCGGCUGCUUCCCCGUGCCUCAUUCAUUCUGUGGCCCCUCUCAUCUCUCUCGCCCGCUCAACCACUCGCCCGCGUGGCAGAUGGUGGUGAACCCACUCAAGGACACGGAGCUCAUCAUCUUCGGUGGGGAGUUCUACAAUGGGGAUAAGACGUACGUGUACGGCGAUCUGUACCGUUUCAACGCGGACAAGGCCACAUGGCGCCUGGUCAGCAGCCCCAACAGCCCGCCGCCUCGCAGCGGGCACCAUGCCGUCGCCUGGAAGAACUUCCUCUUCGUCUUCGGUGGCGAGUUCACGUCGCCCAAUCAGGAGAGGUUCCACCACUUCAAGGACCUAUGGCGGUUGGAUCUGAACAGCAACGAGUGGGAGCAGCUGAACCUCAAGGGCGCCCCCUCGCCCCGCUCCGGCCACCGCAUGGUGCUGUACAAGCAGAAAAUACUGCUGUUUGGAGGGUUCUAUGACAACCUUAGGGAUGUGCGCUACUUCAACGACCUCCAUGUGUUGGACCUCAACGACAUGAAGUGGUCCCAAGUGAAGCCCAAGCCGGGGGCAGCAUGGCCGUCCCCCCGCAGUGCCUUCCAGUUCGCCGCCCACCAGGACGAGGUGUAUGUGUACGGAGGCUACUUCAAGGAUCACGCCAGGGACGCGGAUGGCAAGGACAAGGGCGUCGUGCUCUCCGACCUCUGGCUGCUCGACCCGCGCUCCUACGAGUGGAACAAGGUGAAGCGGCUGGGGUCGCCACCGAGUGCGAGGGCGGGCUUCUCCCUGGCGGUGCACCGUAGCCGCGCCAUCCUCUUCGGGGGAGUCGUGGACCGCGAGGAGAAAGGCGGCGAUGUGUUGCGCAGCACGUUUCUGGACGACAUGUUUGCCUUCCAGAUGGACUCGCGCCGCUGGUUCCCCCUCCUCCUGCGCUCGCAGCAACAGGCCCUGGCGGCUGCCAGGAAGGCGGAGGUGAGCCAGCAGAGACCACUUGUAUUUGCCCCCCUCCACCUCAUUUGCCCCUGUCGACACCUCUUUCCACUUUUCACCCCUCGUUCCCUUCUCCACUCGUCGUUUCCCUUCUCCACUCGUCAUUGCCCCUCCCUACCCCUCUUUGCCCCUCCAACCCCUGUCGCCCAGCCAAAUGCAGGCAGUGCAGCAACGAGCGGCACACAGGCGGAUGGGGAGGAGGGGGAGGGUGAGAGUGACGAGGAAACGGAGGGGAGGAAGAGCAGGCAGGCAGGCAAUGCUGGUGAGAGCGAGGAGGAGGAGGAGGAGGUGACUGGGCGAAGAAAACAGAGACUGAAGCGGAAGGAGAGGAAGGGGGCCAAGUCAAAAGCAGCAGCAGCUGCAGCAGCAGCGGCAGGGGCACAGGUGGAGUAUGAUGGAGGCGAGGAGGAGUGGGAUGGGUGGGAGGAGGAGGAGGAAGCGGAGGAGGCGGCAGGGGGUGGCAGUGGGGGCGGCACAGAUGCAGUUGCCGCUUCCGAAGGCGGUGCAGCGCCAGGUUUGGAGGAGGCGACGGGCAGCAGGGAUUGUGAGAUGGGUGAGAGGGGUGAGAUGGAUGCGAGCAGGCAGGGGCCCAGAGAGGCAGACGGGCGGGGCAGUGACAACGAGCAGGCAGCAGCAGGGAGCCCGAGGGAAGCGAGUGGUGGUGAGGUGCAGGGCGGCUUGCAGAGGCUGAGCCUUGAGGAAGGCAGUGUGGGCGAGGACAUGCAGAGGAGUGCUGAGGGCAGCGAGGGGAAAGGGGGUGAUGACGCAGAGGGGGAUAAGACAGGGGUAGGCAGCGAGGCAGCAGGGGAAGGAAAGGAGAGGAAGGAGGGGGAGAGGAAGGAGGGGGAGAGGGAGGGGGGUGGGACGGGGGAGCGAGGGGAGGCGCCGUGCAGCCGCAUGAAUGCGGGGCUGGCAGUGGGCGGCAACACGCUGUACCUGUGGGGCGGCGCCAAGGAGGUGGGCGACCGCGAGGUGACUCUGGACGACCUCUUCAGCCUCAACCUCUCCAAGCUCGACCACUGGACGUGCCUUCACAAGGCGAGUGCCCGCAGCACCCCAAGCUGUGAGGGCAGUAUUCUGAUCGUUUCCCUAGAGUUGCUGCUGCCUGCCGCAAUACUCGUGCCACUCUCACUGCAAUACUCGUGCCACUCUCACUGCAAUACUCGUGCCACUCUCACUGCAAUACUCGUGCCACUCUCACUGCAAUACUCGUGCCACUCUCACUGCAAUACUCGUGCCACUCUCACUGCAAUACUCGUGCCACUCUCACUGCAAUACUCGUGCCACUCUCACUGCAAUACUCGUGCCACUCUCACUGCAAUACUCGUGCCACUCUCACUGCAAUACUCGUGCCACUCUCACUGCAAUACUCGUGCCACUCUCACUGCAAUACUCGUGCCACUCUCACUGCAAUACUCGUGCCACUCUCACUGCAAUACUCGUGCCACUCUCACUGCAAUACUCGUGCCACUCUCACUGCAAUACUCGUGCCACUCUCACUGCAACCUGCGUUGCGACAAGGCUGUGAGGGGGUCAGAGAGCACAUGGGUGGAGGUGGCAGAGGAGGAGGAGGACGAUGAGGAGGAGAGCGGUGAUGAGGAGAGUGGGGAGGAAGAGGAGGACGAGGAUGAGUCGAGCGACGAUGAGACUUCAACCAAGGCCACGGGCGGCGCCGCCACGGCGUCGGAGCUGGCAGCGGCGCUUCUGAGGGGCGAGGCUCCUGCGGGCGGCAAGCGCCAGCUGUCGCGCAAGGAGAGGCGGGCGGAGAUUGACCGGAUUCGCGCGGAUCUGGGGCUUGCAGACGCGGCGAGGACGCCCAUUCCUGGCGAGUCGCUGAGGGACUUCUUUGCCCGCACGGGCGAGCACUGGCAGCGCGAGGCGUACCAGCACACCCAGCGCACCGGCAAGGAGCUGCGCAAGGAUGGCUUUGAGCUCUGUGAGGCGCGCUACCGCGACCUGCUGCCCGUCCUCACUGAGCUUGAGAAGCUGGAGGCCGAGCAGAAGGCUGAAGAGGAGGCAGAAGCGGCGUCCAACAAGAGCAAGGGGAAGAAGGAGAAGGGCAGGCCGGCGGCACGCAGAUGA